Molecule: messenger RNA, 1528 nt
Organism: Hypoxylon trugodes
Lineage: Eukaryota; Fungi; Ascomycota; Sordariomycetes; Xylariales; Hypoxylaceae
Exons: 4
Coding region: 1-1437 (478 amino acids)
Molecular function (GO): protein binding
Source: RefSeq, a predicted model, not a curated record
AUGUCUUCGAGUAUGGCCCGAACAGGAAAUAGUGACGGCGGACCUAGUGGACCGGGCGCGAGAACGAUGACACUCGACGACGCUAUGAGAGCGCCGUCCACCAAUCCCCCAGACAUUGUUGUAUUAGACACGAUGCACAACGUAGGGAAUCGCGAAGAGGCCAUAGACCCUAAGGAGGAUUUAUGGCUAACAUCAGCCGACGGGCGAUACAAUUCCCCCAUUAUCCCGCUUAGCGUUGGUACAGAGCCAGAUCGACAAACAUUCUACGUACAUAAAAGCGUCCUUGUGAAAGCAGAAUUCUUUAAGAAGGCAUUAUGCGGCGAAUUUAGAGAAUCCGAGGCUCAAGCUAUUGAGCUACCGGAAGAGGACCCGGCGAUAUUUCACUUCAUCGUAGCCUUCCUCUACGAGAACAAAUACGUUCCUAUCCAGGCUGCCGCAACAGUACUUCUCUCCGAUGAAAAAGUAGAUUUUCGAAGAGAAGAUGAUCAUGCAGCCUCAGACUCAGAUUCCAGUCUGAGUAUUCUAAGCGACUCAUCUACUGCCCGCAGCCAAAGGCGCCACGAGAGGAGGCGCAGACGAGAAAACCGCCACCGGGAAAGGGAGCGGCGAAAACACCCUGGAGCCCACCGACCGGGCUGCAACUGUCGCCAAUGCUUAUCAAGAGGCGGGCCGCCAUGUUGGAACUGCAUGGCCCCUCGCUAUCCCCCGCCACCACACCCAGACAUGCAUUUACCGCACAACUUGCCGCCCGGUGUGCAAGUAAUGCAGGUCGAAGCACCCCGUCACCGCAACCAGAGGCGACGACGGCAUAAUCGGCAUCGCAUACCUUCACCCCCACCCCUGAUACCUGAGAAUAGUAAUACUGGUAACAAUACUAAUAAUCCCAAUCGUACUAAUGGUAAUAACGAAAAUGGAAAUGCAAACGACACCGAAACCCGCAUCCAAGGACAAGAUCUCCGCACCUGGCUCCUGGCUUACGAACUCAACAUCUCAGUUUACAUAUGCGCUAACAAAUUUCUGUUGGACGAUUUCAAGCGCGCGGUAGCCCGCGUAUGCGUCGACAUGCUCGAAGCCGCAGGUUCCGACGCCGCGCAUCCUCAGGUCUUACAUUUGUGCCAUACUCUCUACCAAGGACUCCCAGAAUCCGAUGUGCUUCUACGAAUGGUGUUAGCGCGUGUAGGUUUCCUAGGUCCGCAUUUAUGGCGCCGGGCACCGGAGGAAACGGGUGAGUUCUUUAGAGAGAACCCCGAGGUCUCCGCGCUUAUGUUUAGGGAGACGCUGAGUCGACGCGAGGAAGAGUAUGGCGGGGAGUUGCCUGCGAUGGAAAGGCCUGUUUUCGGGGGCGCUGGAGGGUUGGGGGGGAUGGGACCGCCGCCGUUUCCGUUGCAUGAUAUGAGGGCAGUUGGGAGAGGCGGUAGGCGGUUUAAUCCCUAUUAAGGACAUACGUGCUGAAGUAUUUGGCAUACAAAGAAGUGGGAAGUGGGUGUAUGCAUAUAUACACAGCGAGGAGAGUUGGGACCCAUUUACG